AUGUCAAGGCUACGAGACAAGUUCAGAAAAUAUUUAUCUGAUGGUGAAAAACUGAAGAAAACAAAUUCUAUGCGUGGUUCUUUAGUCAAGUUUUUGAAUAAACCAAAUAUUGUAUCAGAUUAUUUCGAUGUUAUAACAAAAUGCAAUGUAAGCAGUACAGCAGUAGUUUUCUAUAAUUUAUAUAUACUUAUUUAUAUAUUAUGGUUCGACCUAAUGCAUUUUUAGGAAUGUAAAGGAGUACAGGAAUAUGAAUGUCAAGAGAUUGUUCAUAUUCCAACAAUCAAUAAUAAUAUUCAAGAAAAUAGUGUUGAUGAUCCGUUACCUGAAAGCGUAGGUUAUUUUAAAUAAUUAAAUAUAUCUAAUGUAAUAUUUCAACUUUAUUUAAAUUAUAAUUCACUUUUAGAAUACUAUAUGCUAUUACUCUGAAGACAUAGAAGACCCAGGUAACUGGCUAAAUCUUAUCUCAAAAGCCAUACAAUUAAUAAUUAUAAACAAAUUUAAAUUUCCAAGGAAUGAAAAUAAUAGAUGUUUUGGUGAGAAUUAUUAUAAGAAAUUAAUGAGCAAUGGAGAAUCAGUUAAUUGAUCUUGGUUAAUUUACUCAAUUAAAAAAGAUAAAGUAUACUGUUUUUCAUGUUGAUUAUUUGCAAACACACUAAAUUUGACUGAUUUUAUUGAUGGAAUUAAUGACUGGUAACAUUUAGGCAAUAGAAUUAAAUCGCAUAAAUUUAAAAAAGAUCAUCUAAAAACAAUGCAGCGAUGGAUGGAUUUGUCUUUAAAUUUAGAAAAUGGUAAUACAUUGGAUCAUCAUAUUCAAAACCAAAUACUUACUAAAAAAGAUAGAUGGAGAACUGUAUUAAAAAGAAUCACUGCAUGCAUACCGUAUCUUACUAGACAAAAUGAUACGUUUAGGAGAAAACAUUGUACAAUUUAUAAUGAUCAGAAUGGUAAAUUUCUUAAGUUAAUUGAAAUGAUUGCAUCAUUUGACAAUCUAAUGGGUGAACAUUUAAGAAAAAUCAAGAAAUUCAUCAACAUUAUUUGGGGCUUCAAACUCAGACAGAGUUAAUAAAUUUAAUUGGAAACAAAAUAAGAAUGGAAAUGAUUUCAAGAAUUAAAAAUUCAAAUUAUUACACAAUAAUGCUUGAUAUUACACCGGACAUAUCUAAUAAACAACAAUUAGAUUUAAUUAUAAGAAUUUUACGUAUAAAAAAAAAUUAAUGAUAAAAGGGUAGUAGAAAUACAAGAAUACUUUAUACAUUUUCUUCAUACAACCUUCAAAAUUGGAUUGGGAUUAACAAAUGUUUUGAAACAAAAACUAGGAAAUUUGGGUUUAUGUUUAUCAAAUUAUUGUGGUCAAGCCUAUGAUAAUGGUGCAAAUAUGGUAGGGAAUAAGCAAGGUGUUCAAGCUCGUAUUUUAAAGGAAAAUCCAAGAGCCCUAUUUUUACUGAGUUGUGCUCACUCAUUAAAUUUGUUAUUAGGUUUUUAGUAUGUCAUUACAUAUUUUUUAUGCAUUUAUAAAAUCCAAUCUAAAUUAUAAUUUUUUUUUUAGAAGAUAUAGUAAAUGUAUAUGUCAAGCUAUGAUUUUCUUUGGGAUAAUACAAAGAUUAUACACAAUAUCUUCAGCUUCUACCGAAUACUGGGAAAUUUUAAACAGACAUUUGCACGGUCUUACAUUGAAGUCGAUUUGUGAAGCUAGAUAAGAGUGUCGUCUAGAAUCAGUGAAAGCAGUAAAAGAGCAAUUACAAGAAAUUAGUGAAGCUCUACUAGAAAUUAUCAAUACAACAAAAAUACCAGCAAUUGAGACAAAAUCACUUCUUAAAUAUAAAAUGACAUUUGAAUUCAUUUUAAGCACAGAGACAUGGUAUGAUUUAUUAAAUGCUAUCACCAAAUUAAGUAAAACCUUACAAAUAAACACAUUUUUAUUGAUUUCGCUUUAGAGAACUAUGUUGCCCUGAAAAUAUUCUUAACAGGAUAUCGAGAAAAUGGUUAUGAAAAUACAAAGAGAAACUUAAAGUAUGUCAAUAAUUGGAAAUCAUAUCAGUUUAAAAAAAAAAAAAAAAAUGUUUGGUUAUGAAAGUCCAAGUAUGAGUAUAUCUGCUUGUAAUAAAAAUGAGAAUUCUUUUAAAAAUUAAUAUUUUUUUCCAAUUUUGGACCAAUGGAUAGUUUUCAUAAAUGAAAGGUUUCAACAAUUGAACAAAUUUAAUGAUUAUUUUGGUUUCCUAUAUAAUAUCGGAAGUAUUUCUGAAAUGGAUGAAGAUGAUUUAAUGAAACAUUAUAUGGAUAUUAAAAUCCUGCUAGAAGUUGGUGAUACAAAAGAUAUAAAUGGUCGACAGUUGGCCCCUUCCCCUAUUUGCGCCUGUGGCUCUUACCUCUUUAUAUCAAUAUAUGCAGCUGACAAUAAUGACAUUUUAAGCCCCACAGUUUUACUUCGCUCUGGGCCCCGCAAAUAG
Molecule: messenger RNA, 2447 nt
Organism: Cinara cedri
Lineage: Eukaryota; Metazoa; Arthropoda; Insecta; Hemiptera; Aphididae
Source: the annotation of a GenBank genome assembly